Messenger RNA from Psilocybe cubensis, 933 nucleotides. RefSeq lists its product as uncharacterized. Bases 1 to 933 code for a protein of 310 amino acids. The transcript has 4 exons. Gene Ontology annotation, biological process: mitochondrial phosphate ion transmembrane transport. The record is from RefSeq and is a predicted model, not a curated record. Gene Ontology annotation, molecular function: phosphate transmembrane transporter activity. Gene Ontology annotation, cellular component: mitochondrial inner membrane. NCBI's taxonomy places the organism in Eukaryota, Fungi, Basidiomycota, Agaricomycetes, Agaricales, Agrocybaceae.
AUGUCUGCUACGAAAUGGGAUGCCAGAUUCGCUGGCCCUGUCCCCCAUGAUUCCUCUUACUACGCAAAAGCCUUGUUAGGAGGUGCCUUGGCCUGUGGUAUCACACAUGCAGCCAUCACUCCUCUUGAUGUUGCCAAAUGUAACAUGCAGGUGGACCCUAAAAAAUACAACGGCCUUGUCCCAUCUCUGAGGACUCUCGUGGCCGAAGAAGGUUCCAAAGGUGUUUUGAAGGGUUUUGGACCCACUUUGGUCGGGUAUUCGCUCCAAGGAAUGUUCAAAUAUGGUCUUUAUGAAAUCUUCAAAGAUUUCUACAUGAAUCUGGCCGGAGAGGAGCUUUCCGAGAAAUAUAAACCCGCUAUUUGGCUAGUGGGUUCUGCUUCCGCAGAAGUCUUCGCUGAUAUCGCCCUGUGCCCACUCGAGAUGACCAAAGUCAAAAUUCAGACCAGCCCAACUGGUACCUUUCCUAUCCCUUUUGUUGCCGCCUUGAGAGAAAUGCAACGUACCAAGCUUGAAACCCGAUACCCAUUCGGUUCUCUUGUUCCUCUUUGGUCUCGUCAGAUUCCAUAUACCAUGGCCAAGUUUUUCUGCUUUGAAAAGAUUGUCCAGCUUUUCUAUACGCAUGUGUUCACUGAACCCAAGGAAACAUACAACAAAGGAACCCAGCUGGGCAUUACAUUCGCAUCUGGAUACCUUGCUGGUGUCGUCUGUGCCGUCGUCUCUCACCCUGCGGACUCUCUUGUUUCACAGCUCGGCAAGGCUGCCAACAAGGGAAAAUCACUUGGACAGAUUGCCAAUGAGGUCGGAUUCGUCAAACUCGCUACACAGGGCCUGGGUACUCGUGUUAUUAUGAUCGGUACACUCACUGGCUUCCAAUGGUGGAUUUAUGAUUCCUUCAAGGCCUCCAUGGGCAUGGGUACCACUGGAGGAAAGUAA